AUGACAAAGAAGAAUCCAUUAUCGAUGAAACGGACAUCAAACCGUCUAAUAAUGCGAUCACAUCUAUCGCCAAUAGAUAACCUAACAAAGGAUGAACAACCAUCAGCACUAUCACCGUUGCAGGCUAAUGUACUUUGGAAUUAUCCAGCGUUGGAUUCAUUUUCUAAACUUUACAUACCCGGUGGACAAAUGGAUUUAGAAUGGCAGCCAUCGGUUUCAAUAGUUUUUAAGAUUAUAUUUUCCUUUCGAAUUUCCGCUGCAAUGUGGAGUAUAAUAAGCGAUUGCGAUGAAGUAUAUAAUUAUUGGGAGCCUCUUCAUUUAUUUCUUUACGGCACCGGUUUUCAGACAUGGGAAUACUCGCCACUUUAUGCUAUACGGUCAUAUUUAUACAUACUAUUGCAUUAUGGACCCGCUGCAAUAUUGAAAAGAAUAUUUUUCGCCAACAAAUUAGGCGUUUUCGUUACAAUGCGUUGCUUGUUGGGAUUGUUCAACGUAGGUGGUGAAAUAAAAAUGUAUCAAGCACUUUGUUCACGAUUUGGGAACCGUAUCGCUCGAAUAUAUGUUAUGUUAACAUCACUUUCAUCUGGAAUGUUUAUUGCAAGUUGUGCAUUCCUUCCGUCGUCGUUUAGUAUGUCGGCAAAUUUGUUCGCCAUCGCAGCAUAUAUUAAUGAAGAAUGGUCCAUAGCAAUAUCAUUUAUUGCAUUGAGCGCAUUGAUUAGUUGGCCGUUUGCAGCCAUACUUGGCUUACCGAUUGUGCUCGAAAUGCUAAUUGUUCGACCUCGUGAAUUAGCCCUUACAUUUUGUAACUAUGCAUUGAUUUCUGGUUCUACCAUUAUCAUAGCGUUGGUUAUUGUUGAUUCGUAUUAUUUUGGUCAUAUUGUCGUGGCUCCGCUAAACAUUGUUCUAUACAAUGUGUUUUCAUCACAUGGGCCAAAUCUUUACGGUGUCGAGGAUGCGAAAUUUUACAUCAAUAAUUUAUUGCUUAAUUGGAAUAUCGUUAUUAUCCUGUUCCUCUUUGCAGUACCGUUUGCCGGGUUAGCAUACGUCUGGACACGUUCAUCUCGACAACUGGUGCAUUCCAUAGCCAGAGAAAUGUCUUUGGUUUACUGGAAGCGUUUCUUGCCGAUUCUUUUUAUUUUCCUAUCAGUUGUUCUAUGGUUUGCAAUAUUUUUCUCGCAACCUCAUAAAGAAGAACGGUUUUUGUUUCCUGUUUAUCCUCUUCUAGCUAUUUUGGCUGCCAUUACGCUUGAUGCUUUGCCUCGGGUUGGUAUUUGUCUGUUUGGCGGAAAAUCACGACGUUUUUGGCAGGCAUGCGUUAUUGGAUUGUUGUUGAUUUUCUCCGUGUUAUCUAUUUCCCGAUCAGCCGCUCUUUAUCGGAAUUUUUUCUCACCAAUGGAAGUAUACAAAGCGCUCAAUGAACAUAUGCUUAAUUAUAGUAAUCACAACGAAUUAUAUAGUGCUGAAGAUAAUAGCACGGUGAUACAUGUUUGUAUCGGUAAGGAGUGGUAUCGCUUUCCCUCUUCUUUCUUUUUGCCAUCCGGUAUAAAAAACAGUAAAAAUCAAGUGUUGGUUGCGGAAUUGGAUUUUAUAAAAAGCGAAUUUGCUGGUUUGCUGCCAAAACCAUAUAUGAAAGGUUCUUUGCCGGAAGUUACACGUGCUAUGCCAACAGAAAUGAAUGAUCUUAAUCGGGAAGAAAUUAGUCGAUAUGCUGAUAUUAGACAAUGCGAUUUUUUGAUCGAUUUAGAAACUUCGGAUACCACCAAACUCGAACCCAAUUACGCGGAACAGACAAACAUAUGGCGUUCGGUAAUGAAGAAGAAGUUCUUAUUGUCAUCCUAUUCUCACCCGAUUUAUCGCUCAUUUUAUAUUCCGUUUAUAACUGGUUCUAAAAAUACCUACGGUGAUUAUCACCUUUUCGAAAGAAUUCAUGAUGUUCACGAUAAUACAAUAUUUAAAAACUCCUGCAUGGAUUGUCUGGUUCAAUAA
Messenger RNA from Cercopithifilaria johnstoni, 1986 nucleotides. Lineage: Eukaryota; Metazoa; Nematoda; Chromadorea; Rhabditida; Onchocercidae. The record is from the annotation of a GenBank genome assembly.